AUGCUACUUGUCACCCUUAAAGGAGCGCUUAUUGAUUAUCUUAUUACCAAUAAGACCAGUAGCGAUAUUACUAAUUAUAUAUAUGUAUAUAUAUAUUCUCUCUCCGUCUCUGCACAGGUUCGGGAAAUUGAUGAGAUGCAGCCGGAUGGAAGCGUUAUUACACGCAUCAUCACGACGAAACGUAUUGUGGAGCGGGUUACUGAGCGAGUCACCACAGAUAUCCUUACUGAGGGUGAGCUAGUCUCGCAAAUGCCUACAGCAGGCACUGGAUCCGUCAGUUCAACCGAGGGCUUUCCUACUCAAGGUGAGCCGUACUUUAUCAAUACCUCACACUAA
Messenger RNA from Protopolystoma xenopodis, 336 nucleotides. The record is from the annotation of a GenBank genome assembly. NCBI's taxonomy places the organism in Eukaryota, Metazoa, Platyhelminthes, Monogenea, Polystomatidea, Polystomatidae.